Oncorhynchus keta (chum salmon) is the source of this 2971-nucleotide messenger RNA. Its product is annotated as NF-kappa-B inhibitor epsilon-like. The record is from RefSeq and is a predicted model, not a curated record. NCBI's taxonomy places the organism in Eukaryota, Metazoa, Chordata, Actinopteri, Salmoniformes, Salmonidae. Gene Ontology annotation, molecular function: protein binding. The transcript has 6 exons. The coding region runs from base 385 to 1446 and encodes 353 amino acids. Gene Ontology annotation, biological process: signal transduction; cellular response to lipopolysaccharide. Gene Ontology annotation, cellular component: cytosol.
GAGCGCUUACCCAAUCGCCUUUCAUUGCUCACGUGCUCUCAACUAUGUAGGCUGACCUCAGUUUAUGAGCGUACCAAAUUUAUUUGAAAUCCUGUUGUUGAUUUUUAAGUAUUUUUAUGGUUUGAACUAAAUGGCCCAUUUUGCAUGUAUACGGUGUCGCAAGAUCACUUCACUUAUUUUCAUUUAACUGCAGUUUUGAGGGAAAAGAAUAGCGCUCGACCCGGUGGCAUGAAAAGCAACAAAGGAACAGUGAUUUCCUUCCUUCUCUGGUGUGAUCGACUUUUCCACGGAGGACUGCUCGCACCAUCAAGCAACAGGUAGUCAGUCCUUUUAGGGUUUAAACCUGAAAAGCCGACCUGCAGUGACUGCGGGCCGGAGGCCACCAUGGCAAGCGCUGAAGAUGCAAAUGGGAAAGUGAAUUUAUUAGAGGAUAACCGAAUAGACUCUGGUGUUGAAUCGUUCCAAUAUUUUACGAAAGAUGAUCCCUAUAACAAACCCGUACAGGAUUCGACUUCUGAAUCCAGUGAAGCCAGGGACAAAUGUAGCAGCAACACAGAGGAGCGGUUGGAUUCUGCUUAUGGCUCGUCGUCACUAACUGUUGAGAAUUUCAGUGAGAUAUUAAUAGAGGGCUGCAACAUUUCGGAGUCUGAAGAUGACAGUGCGAAGAAUACAGAAUUGGAACAUAAAGAGAACCUUCUCACCAACAUCACUGAAGAUGGAGACACACUCCUGCAUUUAGCCAUCAUCCAUGAAGAUGAACACUUCGCUCACCAAUUGAUACAGCUGUUCCCCAAAGAUGUCUUAGACAUUCAGAACAACUUGUACCAGACGCCGCUACACCUAGCCACCUACCUGAAUCUUUCGUCGGUGGUGCGGGACCUGGUGGAGAGCGGGGCCAGCCUGGAGCUGCAGGACCAGGAGGGGAACACGCCACUCCACAUGGCCUGCGAACAGGGCUGGGUUGAGUGCGCUACUGAGAUGAUCCGGAAUGUCUCCUCCAGCAAGCUGGCCCCUGUGCUCGAGUCCCAGAACUGGAGAGGUCUUACCUCUCUCCACCUAGCCACUGUGAACAGGCAGCAUCGUCUGAUGAAGCUACUGAUGAAAAAAGGGGCAGACCUCAACAUCCAGGAAGGUACGAGCGGUAAAACACCUCUCCAUAUGGCAGUGGAGCUCCAUGAUAUUGUCUCUAUGACGCUGCUAUUGAACAAGGGAGCCGAUGUGGACGUCCCGAUGUUUAACGGCUGCACACCACUUCACCUCGCCGUUGGCCGGCAGGACGCAGCCAUCGCCAACCUGCUCUGCCAAUCCGGGGCUGAUAAGAUGCUGAGGAACAUAGAGGAUGAGACGGCACUGGAUCUAGCUGGCGGCAAUGAUGAUAUCAUUGCUCUUUUCCCUUUUGAUGACAUCCAAAUCCAGGGCAGGUCAGUGGUUAGAGUACCAUUCUGACCGUGUACUUCUCUCACCACCUGAAUACUCUACAACAGGUGACAUUUGACCUCUUGAACAUCAUCAUGGAGCCUUGUCAGAAAAGUGUAGCUUUACAUCAAUCAUGUUUGUAAUUUGCUGUUUUAAAUGUGAUUUUUAAUUUACAUAAAUCUUUGCUGUAGGGUUAUUUAUCGUUGUUGUGUGGUGUGUGUGUGUGUGUGUGUGUAUGUAUAUGUCAGUGUGUGAACUCUUUAGACACUCACGUUGAAAAGUUAAUCUCUGCUAGCAAAGUGGUACAAGGGUGUCUGUCAUAUAAUUUGAUGGUUGAUAACUGUUUUCAAAUGCAGGAAAAUCUCAUGUAGACUUAAAUGAAACAUUCUCUCAUACAAGGUAACUGAUUUACUACCAAAACCUAGUGUAUGAAUAUGAGCAGAAAUAAUGAAAUUAAAAUGUUUCAUUUCCCUAUAAAGUACACAGGGAAUCUACCUCCUUUAUCACAUGUGUAUAAUAACUGAUUAUAGUGGGAAAUGUAGUUUCAACACAGAAAAUACAUUGCUGUCAUGCUAUAAUUGAACAUUGUUUCAGCUUAAAUGUUUUUCAAUUAUACUUUAGUCACUAAAUCUGUUAUGGAGAGAAGUUCUUCAUCAUAAUUUAAUAUCUUUCAUUGUAUGUUUCAGUUCUCGGUUUCUGCUUUGAAUGCAUUUUCUUUCCGCUAUUGGUAAGACACAAUCAUAACAGCUGUAUUUUCAAUACAGUAAAAUCUUCCCUAUUUUACCAUUUUUCUCAUUGUUCUCAAUCUCCGAUAUAUCAGGUAUGAUCCUUGUUAUGGUGUACUGAGUCAGACUGGCUUGUUUAGAUGUUUUGCCUACACUUUCAAACUCUUAUAUUUUGUAAUAAAAUAAAUAAGAUUAUAGCUUCACUCUUUUUUUGGGGGAGGGGGUCAUUUUCAAACCUAUCUUUGGAGUUUUUAAUUGAAGUGUGUCAUUAAUUGUUUAUAGUACUGUAUAUGCACAUCUGUCUGAGCAGGGAGGAUAAUACAUAAAGGAUGGCAUUUGGAAUUAAGGAUUUAAGCAAUUAUGUAGAUUAUAUACUGUGGACUAGAUGUUUUACAUUUACAUUUAAGUCAUUUAGCAGACGCUCUUAUCCAGAGCGACUUACAAAUUGGUUUUGUGGCGAAGAAUCUGGUUGAACAAUACUCACAUUUUAAUCCAAGUUGUUAGCAGGCUAUUGCUGACUCAACAUGUAUAGCAAAUCCAUCCAAUAACUUGUUCUAAACAUUGUAGGAUGCUGACUUGGGAGAACAAAGCCUCAUUGAUAACUACAAAACUCCUUAUUUCUCAUUUUCCUGUCAGCUGCUUUUGGUAAAACAUUAUUUGCCUGUUGCUUGAUUCUUCCUGAUAACCCUCUUUAGUACAAUACGUCUGUAAAUUCCACUCACCCAGAUCACUUUGUCUAUUCUCUGUAUACUCUGUCUGCCCAUAAUGAGUAUUCAGUCACAGGCUCAAGGUGAGACUGGGACCAGAGAAUAAAGAAGCCUUUCAAUGAG